Vigna umbellata (rice bean) is the source of this 1131-nucleotide messenger RNA. RefSeq names its product ureidoglycine aminohydrolase (gene UGLYAH). NCBI's taxonomy places the organism in Eukaryota, Viridiplantae, Streptophyta, Magnoliopsida, Fabales, Fabaceae. The record is from RefSeq and is a predicted model, not a curated record. Gene Ontology annotation, molecular function: ureidoglycine aminohydrolase activity.
UUGUAUUUGUAGGUCUUAAGGAAUCUUUGUUAAGUGCUCCUUUAAGUCCGUGACACACUCAUCCACACCCACACUCUCAUCUGAGCCACUGUUCUCAGUCCGAACACUUCUCCAUUUCUCAUCUGAAAAUGAGGAGCAUCUUUGCAAUUCUCUUUAUUCUGGGCUUGUUUAAGCAUGCUUUUUCUGAAGAAGGGUAUUGCUCUGCUCCUUCUGGACUUAGUACGGACGCGAAAGCAAAGCCUCUUUAUUGGAAAGUCGACACUCCCACUCUCUCUCCUGUUCACCUUAAAGAUUUACCUGGAUUCACACGCAGUGUUUACAAGAAUUCCCAUGCUUUGAUAUCACCAGAAAGUCAUGUUUAUGGCCCAUUGCCUGAUUGGAGCGACACAACUGGGGCAUAUUUAAUUUCACCAGAAAUGGGUUCACACUUUUUAAUGUACCUAGCUAAGUUGAAAGAUAAUUCAAGAUCCGGACUACCCCUGCCUGGUGUGGAGAGGUUUAUCUUUGUGCUCCAAGGAACCGUCACCGUCACUAAUGCCACUGGAGUUAGCCAACUACUUAAGGUGGAUUCAUAUGCUUAUUUUCCUCCAAAUUUUGAACAUUCAAUUGAAUCUGAUGCACUUGGUACUAUUGUGGUAUUUGAACGAAGAUAUUCUCCACUGGCAAAUCAUAUCCCAGAGCCAUUGGUUGGUUCAACUGAUAAACACCCACUCCUUGAAACUCCUGGCGAGAUUUUUGAGCUACGGAAGCUUAUUCCAACAACUUUGGCAUACGACUUCAAUAUCCAUAUAAUGGAUUUUCAACCCGGAGAAUUUCUCAAUGUGAAGGAGGUCCAUUAUAACCAGCACGGCUUGCUACUAUUGGAAGGGCAAGGCAUUUAUCGUUUGGGUGAUAGCUGGUACCCAGUUCAGGCGGGUGAUGUCAUUUGGAUGGCACCAUUCAUCCCACAGUGGUAUGCUGCCCUAGGGAAAACAAGAACACGGUAUCUAAUAUACAAAGAUGCCAACAGAAGCCCGUUGUAAUAGUAAUUGUAAUUGUAAUUGUUGAUGGAGGUUAGACAAAUGAUAUGGAGGACAGUGACCCCCUUCUUAUGUAGUGAUUUAAAUAAAGGACUGAAUGCAUUUCACUAUC